Porites lobata is the source of this 1888-nucleotide messenger RNA. The record is from the annotation of a GenBank genome assembly. Lineage: Eukaryota; Metazoa; Cnidaria; Anthozoa; Scleractinia; Poritidae.
GCAGUGACGUCAUCCUGUUGCGAAGGGCCACUGAAGAAGGAUGGGACACCAGACAUGAGGUUUGCUUUCAACAAGCAAUCUGCUUCCUCAAUGUCGUCAUUGCCAUCGUACAGCAGUGCAUGUGGUCCAAUUAGGAAAACCGGCGCACCAGAUAUGACAUAUGCAACAAACAAGCCAUACUAUGAUGGUCCAUCGUCCUCAGAGUAUCGGUCUGGUGGUUCUUUCUACAGCACUGAGUUAUUGGCCAGUCUCGCAUCUCCUGGUCCGCUUAAGAGCGACGGUACUCCAGACAUGAGAUAUGCUGCAAACAGAUCUUUAUAUGCGAGUCCAUACUCUUACGGUGGAUCAAACUACAGCUCAGGAUCGUCUUCUAUUGAUGGCACACCAGAUAUGAGGUAUGCAGCAAACAAGCCUUGCUAUGAUGGUCCAUCGUCCUCAGGAUAUUGGCCUGGUGGUUCAUUCUACAGCGCUGAGUUAUUGGCCAGUCUCGCAUCUCCUGGUCCGCUUAAGAGCGACGGUACUCCAGACAUGAGAUAUGCUGCAAACAGAUCUUUAUAUGCGAGUCCAUACUCUUACGGAGGAUCAACGUACAGCUCCGGAUUCGCGUCUUUUAGUGAAAGUAGUUUUCAUGGAUCCAGUUCGUGUGGACCACUGAAAAGUGAUGGUACUCCGGACAUGAGGUAUGCUGCAAACAAGUCUUUAUAUGGUAGUUCGUCGUCGUAUGGGGGAUCAACCUACAGCUCCGGAUUCGCGUCUUCUAGUGAAAGUAGUUUUGAUGGAUCCACUUCAUAUGGACCACUGAAAAGUAAUGGUACUCCGGACAUGAGGUAUGCUGUAAACAAGUCUUUAUAUGGUAGUUCGUAGUUCGUCCUAGUAUGGGGGAUCAACCUACAGGUCCGGAUCGUCUUCUAGUGAAAGUAGUUUUGAUGGAUCCACUUCAUAUGGACCACUGAAAAGUAAUGGUACUCCGGACAUGAGGUAUGCUGUGAACAAGUCUUUAUAUGGUAUAGUUCGUAGUUCGUCGUCGUAUGGGGGAUCAACCUACAGGUCCGGAUCGUCUUCUAGUGAAGGUAGUUUUGAUAGAUCCACUUCAUAUGGACCACUGAAAAGUGAUGGUACUCCGGACAUGAGGUAUGUUGUAAACAAGUCUUUAUAUGGUAGUUCGUCGUCGUAUGGGGGAUCAACCUACAGGUCCGGAUUCGCGUCUUCUAGUGAAAGUAGUUUUGAUGGAUCCAGUUCGUGUGGACCACUGAAAAGUGAUGGUACUCCGGACAUGAGGUAUGCUGUAAACAAGUCUUUAUAUGGUAGUUCGUCGUCGUAUGGGGGAUCAACCUACAGCUCCGGAUUCGCGUCUUCUAGUGAAGGUAGUUUUGAUGGAUCCAGUUCGUGUGGACCACUGAAAAGUGAUUGUACUCCGGACAUGAGGUAUGCUGUAAACAAGUCUUUAUAUGGUAGUUCGUCGUCGUAUGGGGGAUCAACCUACAGCUCCGGAUUCGCGUCUUCUAGUGAAAGUAGUUUUGAUGGAUCCAGUUCGUGUGGACCACUGAAAAGUGAUCGUACUCCGGACAUGAGGUAUGCUGUAAACAAGUCUUUAUAUGGUAGUUCGUCGUCGUAUGGGGGAUCAACCUACAGCUCCGGAUUCGCGUCUUCUAGUGAAAGUAGUUUUGAUGGAUGCACUUCAUAUGGACCACUGAAAAGUGAUGGUACUCCGGACAUGAGGUAUGCUGUAAACAAGUCUUUAUAUGGUAGUUCGUCCUUGUAUGGGGGAUCAACCUACAGGUCCGGAUUCGCGUCUUCUAGUGAAAGUAGUUUUGAUGGAUCCAGCUCGUGGGGACCACUGAAAAAGGAUGGUACUCCGGACAUGAGGUUUAAAGCCAAUAGACGCUAG